Molecule: messenger RNA, 1195 nt
Organism: Erigeron canadensis
Lineage: Eukaryota; Viridiplantae; Streptophyta; Magnoliopsida; Asterales; Asteraceae
Product: histone H1
Exons: 2
Coding region: 96-983 (295 amino acids)
Biological process (GO): negative regulation of DNA recombination; chromosome condensation; nucleosome assembly
Cellular component (GO): nucleus; nucleosome
Molecular function (GO): double-stranded DNA binding; nucleosomal DNA binding; structural constituent of chromatin
Source: RefSeq, a predicted model, not a curated record
CAUCAAAUUCACAAAUACAAACAAACACAAUUGUGAAAUUCUUCAUUUCAAAAUUCAAUAACAAAAAAACCCUAAUUUUCGUACACUUUCAAUUAAUGGCUACUGAAGAGGCGACUGUUGUUACCGAGCCAACUGCGGCGGAAGAAGUUGAGACCGGCGCCGGUGAAGCUGCUGAUGCCGGUGAAGCGCCGGAAAAUUCUCCGGUUGAAGCUGAGAAAGCCGAGAAGAAGGAAAUCAAAGGUAAGAAGCAGAAGAAAGCUCCUGCUCCGAGAAAACCUAGAAAAGCUGCUGAGCAUCCUCCUUAUUUUGAGAUGAUAAAGGAUGCAAUAGUGACAUUGAAGGAGAGAAAUGGAUCAAGUCAGUAUGCAAUUGGGAAGUUUAUUGAAGAGAAGGAAAAGAAUCUGCCAGCCAAUUUUAAGAAAAUGUUGCUCAUUCAGUUGAAGAAAUUUGUAGCUGGAGAUAAGCUUGUUAAGGUCAAAGCCUCUUACAAGCUUCCAUCAGCUAAAGCUGAAGCCGCUCCUGCUAAGAAGAAGCCAGCUGCAGCUAAGAGAAAACCUGCUGCUGCUGCUACUAAGACCAAAGCUAAGGCGAAACCGGCUGCUGCUACUAAGACCAAGGCUAAGGCUGAUGCUAAGGCGAAACCGGCUGCAAAGAAAAAACCAGCUGCUGCAGCUGCUAAAAAGAAACCUGCUGAAAAAGCUAAGCCGGCUGCAAAGGCGAAGGGGAAAGCUGCUGUGAAGGCUAAGCCAGCUGCCAAGGGGAAAACGGCUGUGAAGGCACCAGCUGCUAAGCCGGCUGCUAAGGCUGCAAGAACAUCUACUAGAAGUACACCAGGGAAGAAGGCAGAGGCUCCUAAAGCGGCGGCAAAGAAGACGGCUCCGGUGAAGAAGGCACCAGCUAAGAAAGCGGCAGCACCGGCAAAGAAGGGAACAACUACAGCAGCCAAGAGAGGAGGGGCGACAACAAGGAAAGGGAAGAAGUAGAUUUGGUUUUUCUAUUUUUUUUAUUCCUUAGGGUUGGUUGGUUAAAUGUGGAAAGCAAAGAUAUGUAAUUUGUUCUUUAGAGUGAGUUUGAUUUAGGGAAAUUUAGUUUGUAAAGUAUGAAGGAAGGAAAGAAGGUGUGAUUAGAUUGUUUUCAUAUGCCUGCCCAUGGAAAUCAUCAAUCAAUUAAGCUUACACAGUAGUUUUAGUUUCCA